This is a messenger RNA of Acanthoscelides obtectus, 947 nucleotides long. NCBI's taxonomy places the organism in Eukaryota, Metazoa, Arthropoda, Insecta, Coleoptera, Chrysomelidae. The record is from the annotation of a GenBank genome assembly.
AUGAGAAACAAUAAUAAACACUGGCAAUCAUUUUUUGCGAAAAUAGAUGGAAAAUACAAUUUUCCGUUACCAAUUUUUUUCAGUAUACUUGAAAUUAUAGAACAAGGAAACAAAAAAAUCAAUGAAAUAAAUAACAAACAAGAGAGCGAAUCGUUUUGUAUUUGUUUUCAAUUUUUGAAUAAUCAGAUUUUACGUUUAAUUUUUGUGCGUCUUACAGUUUCAUUUUUUUUUCUUUUUGUAAUAAGUAUUUAUCAUUUUAUUGAAACUGAAAGACGGGUGGAAGGAGGGUGGGACUCGACUUGCAGCUACCUCCGCGCGAUCACUGUUUUAAUUAUUUCUGUUUAAUGAUGAUAAAUGUUGAAAAAUGUUGAUGUGAAUUCUACUUUGCAACCUGUUCAGAAGUAGAAAUUGUCACGCCACUAUGGACGAUCUCUCUACAAAGAAAUCAACAAUAUUCCUCGCAGUCCCUGUCCGCUGUAUUGAUAAUAAACUAUAGAUAAAGGAUAACUUUAAAAGCAAACUUUAAUGAAAACUAAAGGCAGUCAGAUUCUUUCUACAGUAUAUUUAAAAUUGUAGAACACAUAACUAUAUAAAGCAAAAACAGAGUCCACCUAAAUAAUAUGUACCCAUUAUUAUACUAUUACUAUGUACAACUACAAUACUACAAAAUUAUCACAUCAACAUAGUAAAAUCUGAUAAUCAAAAAUUUUUAUGUAAGUUAUUUUAAUACACAUAUACUCCUAGAUAUAAUUUUAUAUUUAAUAAAUUUUUUUAGGCAUUUAAUAUCUUCACGCUGAUGUUAGAUCCUAAGCGAAUUAUACUUCGACGAUGAUAGAAAAUGCCAUUCAAAAAUAUCAAUUGUUAUAAAACCUAAUAGACUUUACAAUGAAUACAUAUAUCAUUCUUUAUUAUCACUUUUCCAAUUUUCUUAUAUUAAUUGUUAGCUG